AUGAGCGUGCUAACUGCAGAUGAGGACAGUGGCGUGGAGAUGUCUCUUUCUCGUGGUGAUAAUGGUUCCGAAGGCGGAAGUGCAAGCCAAGGAGGAUCGGAAGCAGGUUUUGGCCUCAGGAGGGGAAAAUGUAAAUGGUUUAACGUAGCGAAGGGAUGGGGUUUCAUCACGCCGGAUGACGGGGGACAAGAUGUUUUCGUGCAUCAGAGUGUUAUACAAAUGAGCGGUUUUCGUUCAUUGGGAGACGAAGAAGAGGUUGAAUUCGAAUGUCAAGUUUCUGAAAAGGGAUUAGAAGCGACGAAAGUUACAGGACCACAGAGUUCUGAUUGUAGAGGAUCACAUAGACGGCCAUUGUCAAAGAAACGCUUUAGGAAAAUAAGAUGCUAUAAUUGUGGGGAGUUUGCUAACCACAUUGCCGCAAAGUGUCAACUAGGUCCUCAACCAAAACGCUGCCAUAACUGUAAGAGCGAGGAUCACUUGAUUGCUGAUUGCCCGAUGCGAACUCAGCCCAAAAAAGGUGGGGAGGGAGACCAGAGCGGGAACGGAAACGCAUCCACUUCCCACGAGGGCUCAAGUACCCUCUCUGAGGGUGUGUCGAAAUCACAACUCGAGUAGUUGCCGACGAUAUAGAGAAAAUGCCUACAAUGUGUUCAUUAUAGAAAAUCCCACUAGGUGUCAGCACGUUUAGGAUCGGAUAGAAUACUGCGGUCU
Molecule: messenger RNA, 711 nt
Organism: Anoplophora glabripennis (Asian longhorned beetle)
Lineage: Eukaryota; Metazoa; Arthropoda; Insecta; Coleoptera; Cerambycidae
Gene: lin-28
Product: protein lin-28 homolog
Exons: 4
Coding region: 1-615 (204 amino acids)
Molecular function (GO): zinc ion binding; nucleic acid binding
Source: RefSeq, a predicted model, not a curated record